Messenger RNA from Aspergillus piperis CBS 112811, 357 nucleotides. RefSeq lists its product as uncharacterized. The record is from RefSeq and is a predicted model, not a curated record. NCBI's taxonomy places the organism in Eukaryota, Fungi, Ascomycota, Eurotiomycetes, Eurotiales, Aspergillaceae. The transcript is spliced from 2 exons. Bases 1 to 357 code for a protein of 118 amino acids.
AUGCAUGCCGCGGUGAAAGAUAGGCAGGAGAGGGAGCGGUUCUUGGGCAAGUUGGGAAGGCGGAUGGUGCAGGAGGGAUUCAUUGACAGGAAGAGGGCAGGGGGAUGGGUCAGAGAAGCCUUGGAGAUCAUGGAACUGUAUGUACGCGAAUGGCAGGGCGUAUGGCCUGGGGUAGAGGAGAGGGGAAAGAUGCUGCAGCGCAUUCUGGUGGAGAAUGCGCAGCUCUUUGCACGCUGGAGGGUGUCACCUGCUUCGAAGCAGUUUAAUUUUGAACUGGAUUCAGAUUGGUUGCUUGUUGAGGACAUGAGGUUAUACGGCGUAUCUGUACAUAUGCAGCAAGCCCCUGGGAAGUACUAG